AUGGCGAGCACUUCCAUAAUUGUUUCGUUACUGCUUGCACUUUUGUGUGUGUGUGGGUGUGAGGGAUCGGGUUUGAGGCAUCAUUUCUACAAGAAGAGCUGCCCAUCGGCUGAGGCCACAGUUGAGCAUGUCGUCAAGAAAUACAUAGCCAAAGAUCGAACCCUUGCGGCUCCUCUCCUACGAAUGAAUUUCCAUGAUUGUUUUGUUCGAGGCUGCGAUGGGUCAGUGCUUCUGAAUUCCACAGCGAACAACUCAGCAGAGAAAGCCGCCAUUCCAAAUCUGAGCCUGCGUGGUUAUGAAGUGAUUGACGCUACGAAAGAAGAAUUAGAGAAGAAAUGUCCAGGCGUCGUUUCCUGUGCUGACAUUCUCGCACUGGUUGCACGAGAUGCUGUCCUUGAGGGGAGUGGAGGUCCAUUUUGGCGUGUGAGAACAGGGCGUAGGGAUGGAGUGAUAUCUCGACAGAACGAGGUCUUGACUAAUCUUCCGCCACCCUUUUUUAACUUUUCACAACUCCAAGCUUCUUUUGCAAGAAAAGGGUUAAGCGUCAAGGACCUUGUUGUUCUCUCAGGUGGGCAUAGCAUUGGAAGAGGUCACUGCCCUGGAUUCAGCAACAGGCUGUACAACUUCACAGGGAAAGGAGACAUGGACCCUUCACUGGACUCCACCUAUGCCAAAUUUUUGAAGAAGCAAUGCACUAGUCUGGCAGACACCACCACCUCUGUAGAAAUGGAUCCCCACAGCUCACUCUCUCUGGAUAGCCAUUACUUCACUACUCUUGAAGCAAACAGGGGCCUCUUCCAGUCUGAUGCUGCUCUUCUCACAAAUUCUGUUGCCAAAAAGCUUGUUGAUCAUCAGGUGAACAAAAAGAGAUUCUUCAGAAACUUCAAGCAUUCCAUGCAAAAGAUGUCGGAAAUUGAAGUUUUGACUGGAAACGACGGGCAAAUCAGACGCCACUGUGCUUUCAUAAACUAA
Cryptomeria japonica (Japanese cedar) is the source of this 972-nucleotide messenger RNA. Its product is annotated as peroxidase 27-like. The transcript has 4 exons. The record is from RefSeq and is a predicted model, not a curated record. Gene Ontology annotation, cellular component: plasmodesma; plant-type cell wall. Lineage: Eukaryota; Viridiplantae; Streptophyta; Pinopsida; Cupressales; Cupressaceae. Bases 1 to 972 code for a protein of 323 amino acids. Gene Ontology annotation, biological process: hydrogen peroxide catabolic process; response to oxidative stress. Gene Ontology annotation, molecular function: peroxidase activity; heme binding.